AUCCAAAUCCAUGGAAUCUCUCCAGGACACAAUGCCAUGCUCAAAACCCAAACUUCUAUUGUCAUUCACCUCAUCCAUAGACCAGUCUUGCUCAAGCUUGAUAAAGCUGUGCUCCUACUCUUACUGCACACCAGACUUUAACAAAGAGUUCAGUGACCUGGAACAGGAGAGGCAAGUGGUUCAGUCUCCUCAGCCGUCAAUGUCAAGAAAGGAGGUCAUUGACCUUGGAGACAUUCCAACUGCAAUUUGGGACCAAUCAAAAAAUAUGGAAUUCCAUAAAAAAGCCUCAAUGGCAGUGAGCCAGAUCAUGGAAACCACUGUGAAGGAGAUCACCACACUUUUUGAUUCCAAAAUCUGCACCAUUUACCAAGGACCACUUGAGAAACUUGAUGAACAAAGCAUGCCACUGGAGCCCUCCAUAAAGCUCCCACACAACACUGGUGAGGCAGCAUCUGGUGUGGUAGAUAUCAUCUUGGAGGGCGUGCAGACUGUAAUUGAUCCCAACAAGGAUUUUUUCAAUACUCUCACAGACCCUACACUCUUUCGGGAGCAAGUCCAAUUGGUUUCCCACAUUAUUCUUCAAAUGGUCCAAGCUAAAUUGAAGGAAAUGUUCACUGUACAACUGCUCCUUAACACUGAAAGCGACAUCGGAUUUAGUCAACACGGUGUAGUAACCAGUGCAAAAGAGAUCCUGAGCCGGAUCUUGGUGAACAUCAAGGAGGGACUGCCAACAUGCGAGUUGAAAGGGUCCAGGGAGGCACUCGCAAAGCAGUUUUUGGACUCACUAAUCCAUAACCUCAAGCUACUGAUAACCAGGGAUUUGGAUCAACAGCCAGAACAAGGUGCCCCCAGCUGCUUUGUUGAACAGAGAGUGGCUGACAUUAGUGCCUCAAUUAUUCCAGAGACUAGAUGCAGCACUUCUCUAGAGCUGGAAUGUAUGGUUGCUGAUGUUAGGCCUAUAACAACUAAUUUGUAUCAUGCUAUUGUGGAGACGGCGAACGUCCUCUCUAAGGAUUCAAUUCACUUCUUGUCCAAGACUGUGCUCAUUGAAAAGGCCCAGCAGGUAAUGCUAGAUUCCAGCAGCACCAAUAUACUACGCCUGGCAGUCAGUAAUUCACAGAUGGCUGUUCAGAAAUCAUGCCCUGGGAAGGAGGACCUUGAGAAACAACUUGUUUUGGAUUUUGUAAAGACAUCAGUAGGGAACCUACUCCAGAAGUGUUUGGGUUUAAAUGCUUCCCAAGAUGAAUCUCAACCCUCUCAGCACCCUUCCUCCGGCUCUAGCCAGAAGUCUCUUCGCUCCAUCCCUGGCUGGGUGUUGUCGAAGCUGAAGGGUACUAAGACAAGUGUGGAAACUGUCUCUGCAACAGCCCUGAUCACAACAGCUAUGGUCCAGGAAGUAAUGGGCUCUGUCCCACUGACCAGAUAUCCGUCAGUGGAUACAAGUGUUUGCCUCAGCAAAGAUCCUUCAAAUAUGUAUUUGCCGCUUGAGGAUAUUCAUUGUUAUGAGGAGCUAGUAAGAGAAUGUGACAUAGGAGAAAUGGCUAAGAAAUGUUUGGCCACUGAGGCUGACCGUCCAGAAACAGGACUGAAAACUGUAAACUGGUGCGAAUGAGUCCCCCAUUUCAUGGGUCUUUGUCAAAAAAAAGCACAGACAAUGUCCCGUGUAAGUCUGUCUAAAAGUCUGGCUUCGGACAACACUAAUUCUCAGGAAGAUGUACAAGAAUUUCAGGCCACUUCAAGUCUAUGCACGGUGGCAAGAACCCCAUCCCCAGUGGAAUCGAUGGCCAAUGGGUCUAU
Molecule: messenger RNA, 1797 nt
Organism: Coregonus clupeaformis (lake whitefish)
Lineage: Eukaryota; Metazoa; Chordata; Actinopteri; Salmoniformes; Salmonidae
Exons: 2
Coding region: 11-1612 (533 amino acids)
Source: RefSeq, a predicted model, not a curated record